Cryptomeria japonica (Japanese cedar) is the source of this 813-nucleotide messenger RNA. Its product is annotated as short-chain dehydrogenase reductase 2a-like. The transcript is spliced from 2 exons. The record is from RefSeq and is a predicted model, not a curated record. Bases 1 to 813 code for a protein of 270 amino acids. Gene Ontology annotation, molecular function: oxidoreductase activity. Lineage: Eukaryota; Viridiplantae; Streptophyta; Pinopsida; Cupressales; Cupressaceae.
AUGGUUGCAGCAGCUCUCUGGAGAAGACUGGAAGGUAAGAUUGUAAUAAUCACAGGCGGAUCGGCAGGCCUUGGAGAGGCCGCUGUUCGGUUAUUCGCAAAUCAUGGAGCCAAAGUCAUUAUUGCAGACAUUGCAGAUGAGGCUGGUAUGAAAGUUGCAGAUUCCCUUUCUCCCUUGGUAACAUAUAUCCACUGUGACGUGACCAAAGAGAAAGAUGUAUGCGCAGCCGUUGAUUUGACCAUGGAAAAGCACGGAAAGCUGCACAUAAUGUAUAAUAACGCAGGAGUCACCAACAUCCAGAAAGUGAGCGUGGCAGAGUAUGAUAUGGGGGAAUUCGAGCGAGUGAUGAAUAUCAAUGUAAAAGGGGUAAUGCACGGCAUUAAGCAUGCAGCCCGUGUUAUGAUACCCAAUAGAAAGGGCAACAUUAUCUCAACGGCUAGUGUUGCAGGAAUAGUAGGAGGAAUGGCUACUUAUUCCUAUACUGCCUCCAAACAUGCCGUAAUUGGGCUGACUAAAAAUGUUGCAGCCGAGCUGGGUAGAUUUGGUAUACGAGUGAAUUGUAUUUCUCCAGCUACAGUUGCCACAGAUCUGGUAAUGAAUUAUGUGGGAGUGACCCCUUCAGCAGAGGUAAGUGCCCAGAUCGAGGCCGCGGCUCAGGCCGUAGUCCCCUUAAAGGAAGCAGUUCUUAAAGCAGAGGACAUUGCAGAGGCUGCUUUGUAUCUGGCCAGUGAGGAUUCCAAAUAUGUGAGCGGUCAUAAUAUAGUGGUGGAUGGGGGAAUAAGAGUUGUAAACAACAACUGGGGAUUGUAUUAG